Molecule: messenger RNA, 354 nt
Organism: Fraxinus pennsylvanica
Lineage: Eukaryota; Viridiplantae; Streptophyta; Magnoliopsida; Lamiales; Oleaceae
Source: the annotation of a GenBank genome assembly
AUGUCUUCAGAAGAGGGACAGGUUAUUGGUUGCCACUCUGUUGAGCAAUGGACGGAGCAGUUUCAGAAGGGCGUUGGGCUCAAUAAAUUGGUGGUCGUUGAUUUCACAGCUUCGUGGUGUGGGCCAUGCCGGGUUAUUGCCCCGAUUUUUGCUGAGAUUGCCAAGAUGGCAACACAUGUUAUAUUCUUGAAGGUGGAUGUUGAUGAACUCAAGACUGUUGCUGAGGAAUGGAAAGUGAAUGCCAUGCCGACCUUUGUGUUCCUCAAAGACGGGAAGGAAGUGGAUAGGCUCGUGGGUGCAAAGAAGGAGGAUUUGCAGGCACUUGUUAACAAACACGCUACUCUUACCGCUUGA